Molecule: messenger RNA, 1376 nt
Organism: Xylona heveae TC161
Lineage: Eukaryota; Fungi; Ascomycota; Xylonomycetes; Xylonales; Xylonaceae
Product: monooxygenase
Exons: 1
Coding region: 216-1376 (386 amino acids)
Biological process (GO): response to antibiotic
Molecular function (GO): monooxygenase activity; FAD binding
Source: RefSeq, a predicted model, not a curated record
GACGUGGACACGAUUUUAGAGGGGUCCCAACUCUUAGAUAUAAGAAUGCAGUCAACUUCACUACCUCAGCGCCAUCAUCGAGCAAACUACUCAGAUAUACGAACAAUCGGACUUGAAAAGGCUUCUCUAACCGCCGUUCCAUAACUGCUUGUCAGAGGUCUUAUAUCUUCUUUGCGAAUUUUAUAUCAAUUUACUUCUCCCACUUCAUCACAAAUAUGACUCGCUCCAAUACCCUAUCCAUCGCUAUUAUUGGAGCUGGCCCUGCCGGUCUGACCUUGGCUCGACUUUUGCAUGUCAAUGGAGUCAAGACGACUAUUUUUGAACGCGAAGCAAACUCCGAGGCGCGGCUCCAAGGCGGAUCGCUUGAUCUACACCCCGAUGCUGGCCAGCGCGCGUUGAAGGAGUCAAAUUUGUGGGACCAGUUCCUUCGUCACUCUCGGCCUGAAGGGGAAGCUCUCGUUAUUGUAGACGCCAGCGGCGAGCGACAAAUCGAUUUCAAAGGCACCGGCGAACAACGCCCUGAAAUUGAUCGCAAGGUACUGCGCCAGAUGCUGCUCGACUCACUGCCCGCGGAAUAUUUUCGCUGGGGAAGCAACGUGCGCCGAGUAGAGGGUAAUGGGACUAUUCAUUUCGAAGACGGCGUGCAAACAGGAUUCGACCUUAUCGUUGGCGCAGACGGCGCCUGGUCGAAAGUCAGGCCGCUCGUAUCGCCUGUGAAGCCGUUUUACUCAGGUAUUGCUGGUGUGGAAUGGACUUUCGAGAAUGUAGAGGAAGACUACCCCGAAAUUUCAAAGAUGGUCGGUGAUGGUAGCUACUUCAUAUAUGGACCGAACAAAAGAAUCGCGGCUCAGCGUAACGGCGAGGGUCGGAUCAAAAUGUACGCCUGUUUUCGCGCACCAGAGUCAUGGGUCGCGGAUGCUAGGAUUGAUCUAAAGGACACCGAGGAGGUGCGGGAAUUGCUGCUUCAGACGUUCUCCGAGAUCCAGUCCAUUCAUCUCGACCUCAUUCGACUUGCCAAAGAGUACGUUGCCCGCCCGCUUUACAUGCUCCCUGUUGAAGAGCAGUGGGACUCGCAGCCUGGUGUGACUCUUGUGGGCGAUGCUGCUCAUUUAAUGACACCAUUCGCCGGAAGGGGAGUCAACUUGGCCAUGUGCGAUUCAUUGGAUCUAGCGCAUGCGAUUUUGCAGACUAUGGACGACAUUCCAAAAGCCAUCAAGUCGUAUGAGAAGCUCAUGCUUGAGCGCUCCACAAAGGAAAAAGCAGUGACGGUUGCGAGAAUGAAUAUGCAGUUUGCAGAUGAUGCUCCAAGACCAUUCGUGGAAUCUGUCCGAGCUCGGAUUGACGAGUACAUGAAGAGAUCAGCGAAUGGAAAAUAG